Molecule: messenger RNA, 1332 nt
Organism: Necator americanus (New World hookworm)
Lineage: Eukaryota; Metazoa; Nematoda; Chromadorea; Rhabditida; Ancylostomatidae
Exons: 9
Coding region: 1-1332 (443 amino acids)
Source: RefSeq, a predicted model, not a curated record
AUGAAAGAAUUACUGGCGCUCGCUCGACCAGUUCGAAGAUCAACGGGAGUCAAGGUGAACAAGGUGACCAUACACGGUAUGGCGACCGAUGCUGAUCUACAUGUCCUUCUUGGACCUAGAGAGCGUAUGAAAUUCAACAUGAUUGCUCUGCGAGAGACGAAGAGCAGGAGGAGCGGCGUACGACAGAUGAAUGUUGGUACCCUUGUCAUCCGGAGGGAAGGAGAAAGUCUUCGACAGCUUAGAAACGAAUGCUAUACUGUUAGCGCCAGUCAAUGUAAGUGUGGACGCAUCGUAUUUGAAGACAUUAGCCAAUUGCUACGAUCGAUGUACAACUACUAUACAGCUCUUCCACCGCCCGCUCAUCAUAACCGUUGGGAAGCGGGAAAUUUUGUCAUACGUGUAUCUCGUACUUACCAUGAAUAUGGAGAAGGACCUGAAGUAAGAACUGAAAAAAGUAUGAGAGAGGCUUGGGCAACAUUCGCACGCAUCAAGGAAGCUAGGGACCAACUGACGGACCAAGAGCUGCGUGACCAUCUGUUCGACUUGACAGCGCUCCAUUACAUAGCGAAGACCAUCGUCUGUCUUCGCGACGCAGCGGAACACACAUCGAAAGCAAAGCAUAGAUGGGCCGGUAACAUUAUGAGAAGAAUCAAAGAAGCUGAAAGAAGAAGCCAAAAGAACGGUAGAGUGAAUCCCAAAAGGAACAUCUUCAAUGACAUCUUGGAUGGCGAGGGAACGAAACGAAUGGAAAAGAUGCUGGGACCCGCACGUCCAGUGAGACGGGCCAUCUCAGCAAAGGCAGACAUGUCGAUUGAUCUACAAAUGGCGUACAUUUAUACGGUAAUCAACGGUCAUCCAUAUCCACCAUUGUAUGACUGUUCGAACAGGACAACAGAGGAAUGGUAUGCUACCGGAUCAGAGGAAUGGCCACUUGGAAUUUAUUUCCUCGUUACCGGAGUUUUGUUAGAGAUACUGUAUCUUCCCUGCCUUGCAACCAUGUGGAAAUUAAACUUGCUGACUAGUUCAUGCUAUAAAAUUAUGUUUUUCCUCGGAUGUCUGGAUAUGUCAUCAGUUUUUGUGAAUUCAAUAAUGACAGGAUAUUUUGCCAUAAGAGGAGCCGUGUUCUGUACGAAUCCACUAACUUUGCUCUCAUUGGGAGCGUUCGGAUGCGGAUUUGUAUGCGUCAUUUAUCUGACUGUGAAUCGUACUAUUCGACGAGGAGUCAUCGACCUUUUAGUACCAAAGAAAUAUGUGGGACGAGUUCAUGCAAAACUUGCUCCAACAACACGUGCAUCCGAUAAUCGCACUCAUAGCGAUGCUCAUUUGACAUAG